Molecule: messenger RNA, 7374 nt
Organism: Cyprinodon variegatus (sheepshead minnow)
Lineage: Eukaryota; Metazoa; Chordata; Actinopteri; Cyprinodontiformes; Cyprinodontidae
Product: adhesion G protein-coupled receptor L3-like
Exons: 25
Coding region: 789-5456 (1555 amino acids)
Biological process (GO): adenylate cyclase-activating G protein-coupled receptor signaling pathway; brain development; cell surface receptor signaling pathway
Cellular component (GO): glutamatergic synapse; membrane; axon
Molecular function (GO): G protein-coupled receptor activity; carbohydrate binding
Source: RefSeq, a predicted model, not a curated record
CACUCCCAGCCAGUGCGCACUAUUGGUUUGUCAUAGUCGCCGUGAGCGCAGUUUUCUUUGGAAAAUCACUAGACUUGGAUGUUAUUUUUUCUUAAAGGGGAAAAAGAAAAAAUAUAUACAUUUUCUGCUUUUAAGAGUCUUCUGGAUACUCUUUUUGUUGUUUUAUUAUGACCGAUGAGGUGUCGCUCUUCCAGCUUCCACGGGACGUGAUGUAGCCCCCGCACAGAGAGGAAAGACUUGUGACUACAUAUUGGGAUGUAAAGGAGAGAAGUGGGGACUGUGGAAAGCUUCUUGUUGUGUUUUCCUUGUUUUUUUUUCCUCCCCUCGGGAUUCUGGAAGCCACAACCAGACUAAUUCAUAGGAGUCUAAACCGAGCGGCUGGAUUCGCUGCUCUGUCUCCUCGAUCCCCUUCAAGCAAUCAAGCAACGUUUGAAGAGGACACUUUUUUUUUUUCUCCUGGUGAAAAAUUGAUGCACGCUUUGAAUCCGUGCAUGUGCACAAGUAAUCUUUAAGCACGGCGCGGACAGAAUAUGCCUUUAUCACCUCGAAUGUGAAUUGCAGGAAUUGUAAUCAGCAGCACUCAAGAUCCGCCCUCCGUUCUCAGGCUAAGAUUUUGGAGAAAAACAUCUGGGAUCAGAUAAAAAAGAUAUUUUGGCCUUGUGGGAGGAGAGGCGCAGUGGAGGGAACCGUGCCAUAGAGGAAGCAACCAAUUGAGGCACUUGCCAAGGAAAGACUUAGCACUGAACUCAUCUGGGACUCUGACUAGCGGGUGGUGAGAGAAGGAGGCCAUGUGGACCGCACGCCUGCUAGUCCUCGCCAGCCUUUUCGCACCAGCCGCACUGGCUUUGAGUAGAGCUCCCAUCCCCAUGGCCGUGGUGAGACGGGAGCUGUCCUGCGAGAGCUACCCCAUCGAGCUACGCUGCCCAGGCACAGACGUUAUCAUGAUUGAGAGCGCCAACUAUGGCCGCACGGAUGACAAGAUCUGUGAUGCAGACCCAGCGCAGAUGGAAAACACACGGUGUUAUCUUCCAGAUGCAUACAAGAUCAUGUCACAAAGGUGUAACAACAGGACACAGUGUGCUGUGGUGGCCGGACCAGAUGUCUUUCCCGACCCAUGCCCAGGAACAUACAAAUACCUGGAAGUCCAGUACGAAUGCGUGCCCUAUAGCCUAAAAAUAGAAGUGGAACAAAAAGGCUCCUUAGUAUUCCUGUGCCCAGGGCUUCUACGCAGGGUAUACCAGAGCGAGCACCUUUUUGAAUCGGACCACCAGUCCGGAGCCUGGUGCAAGGACCCCCUCCAGGCUUCCGAUAAGAUAUACUACAUGCCCUGGACCCCCUACCGCACGGACACCCUAACUGAAUACUCCUCCAAGGAAGACUUUAUUGCUGGAAGGCCAACAACAACCUACAAGCUGCCACAUCGCGUCGAUGGUACUGGCUUUGUGAUCUAUGAUGGGGCGCUGUUCUUCAACAAGGAGCGCACGCGCAACAUAGUAAAAUUUGACUUGCGAACUCGCAUCAAGAGUGGCGAGGCUAUCAUACCAAAUGCCAACUAUCAUGACACCUCUCCCUACCGCUGGGGGGGUAAGUCGGACAUUGACCUAGCUGUGGAUGAGAAUGGACUUUGGGUGAUUUAUGCCACUGAGCAGAACAAUGGACGGAUUGUCAUCAGCCAACUAAAUCCCUACACACUCCGAGUGGAGGGGACCUGGGACACAGCUUAUGACAAGCGCUCAGCAUCCAAUGCUUUCAUGAUCUGUGGGAUUCUCUAUGUGGUAAAAUCAGUCUAUGAGGAUGACGACAAUGAAGCUACAGGAAACAAGAUUGAUUAUAUCUACAACACUGAGCUCAGUAAAGAUGGCUUUCUGGACAUACCUUUUCCCAAUUCAUACCAGUACAUUGCAGCUGUGGAUUAUAAUCCCAGGGACAAUCUGCUCUAUGUGUGGAACAACUAUCAUGUUGUCAAGUACUCGUUGGACUUUGGAGCGCUAGACAACCGAAUUGAAACCUCCUCAUCUGUCAUGGUAUACAUGGAUGUCAUGACUUCAACAAUGAGGGCCACUACUCGACCUACCACUGUCACCCUGACAACCACAACAUCUAGGACGACCACCACAAGAAUGCCUGUCACAACGACUGCAGCGGCUGUUUGGCCACGGACAACAUCCACACUGAUACCCCCCAUGCACACGAUAGUCAAUGCCUUAAGGCCUGAAGACCAUGAUGCAGCACCACCUUCUGCCAGUCCUCCGCACAUCAGGUUGGAAUACUGCAAUCCUAUAGUAAUGAUGGACAUCUCCUGGCCGAAGACCAGACAGGGUACAGUCAUCAAGAUGCCAUGUCCAUCAGGAACCAUUGGUAUGGUUUCAUUCACUUGCUUGGGUCCAGAAGGAUACUGGGACCAGCAGGGGCCUGAUUUCAGCAACUGUACAUCCCCAUGGGUAAACAUCAUCAACCAAAAGAUAAAAGCUGGAGAGACAGCAGCAGUUAUUGCCAGAGAGCUGGCAGAACAAACCAAGAGCAACCUUCAUGCGGGCGACAUCACCUAUACCGUGAGGGCAAUGAUUCAGCUGGUAGAUCUGCUCGACGUCCAGCUGCGGAACCUCACGCCGGGCGGCAAAGACAGCGCAGCACGAAGCCUCAACAAGCUGCAGAAGAGAGAGCGCUCAUGUCGAUACUAUGUUCAGGCCAUGGUGGAGACGGUCAACAAUUUGCUGCAGCCACAGGCCCAGGCGGCUUGGAGGGAGUUAAGCACCGGCGAGCAGCUGAGAGCUGCAACCAUGCUGCUGGACACUGUAGAGCAGGGGGCUUUUGUCUUGGCUGACAACCUGCUGAAGACAGACAUUGUGCAGGAGAACACUGACAACAUUCAGCUGGAGGUGGCCAGGAUGAGCACAGAUGGGAAUUUGGCAGAUCUGAAGUUUCCACAAACCGGAGGGCAAGGCAACUCUAUCCACCUGUCAGCAAACACACUAAAGCAGCACGGAAGAAACGGUGAAAUCCGGAUUGCGUUUGUCCUGUACAAACACAUCGGCGUUUACCUCUCCACGGAGAAUGCCAGCAUGAAGUUGGGCAGCGAGGCUCUGGCUACCAAUUACUCCAUGAUUGUUAACUCUCCCGUUAUCACGGCUGCCAUCAACAAGGAUUCAAACAAAGUCUAUCUCUCUGACCCUGUCAUUUUUACCAUCAGGCAUCUGCAGCAGCAGUCUGAAGAAAACUUCAACCCAAACUGCUCGUUCUGGAGUUACUCCAAGCGCAGUUACUGGGGUUACUGGUCGACGCAGGAUUGCCGUCUGCUUAGCACCAAUAGGACGCACACCACAUGCUCUUGUACCCAUCUCACCAACUUUGCAGUUCUGAUGGCUCAUGUUGAUGUUAAGAACACAGACCCUAUUCACGACAUGCUCCUGGACGUCAUCACCUGGGUGGGCAUCCUGCUUUCUCUGGUGUGCCUGCUAAUUAGCCUCUUCACCUUCUGCUUCUUCCGCGGCCUACAGAGUGACCGCAACACCAUCCAUAAGAACCUGUGUAUCAGCCUGUUUAUAGCAGAGUCCCUGUUCCUAGUGGGGAUCAACCGUGUUGACCAGCCGAUCGCAUGCGCUGUUUUUGCCGCCCUGCUCCAUUUCUUCUUCCUGGCUGCCUUCACAUGGAUGUUCCUUGAGGGGGUGCAGCUCUACAUAAUGCUGGUGGAGGUGUUUGAAAGCGAGCACUCACGCCGACGAUACUUCUACCUGGUGGGUUACGGUGUGCCAGCUCUGAUUGUAGCUGUCUCUGCUGCGGUGGACUACCGCAGCUAUGGAACAGAUACAGUUUGCUGGCUUCGCCUGGACACAUACUUUAUCUGGAGUUUUAUAGGACCUGCAACCUUGAUAAUUAUGCUCAACGUGAUCUUCUUGGGCAUCGCUCUCUACAAGAUGUUCCACCAUACAGCCAUUCUGAAACCAGACUCUGGUUGCCUGGACAACAUCAAAUCAUGGGUGAUUGGUGCUAUUGCCUUGUUGUGUCUCCUUGGGCUAACCUGGGCUUUUGGCCUAAUGUACGUCAAUGAGAGCACAGUGGUCAUGGCUUACCUCUUCACCAUCUUCAACUCCCUGCAGGGGAUGUUCAUUUUCAUCUUCCACUGUGUGCUGCAGAAGAAGGUGCGUAAAGAGUAUGGGAAGUGCUUGCGAACUCAUUGCUGCAGCGGCAAAAGUGUGGAAAGUUCCAUUGGCUCUGUUAAGGGCAGCGCCUCUCGUGCUCCAGGGAGGUAUUCUUCUGGCUCACAGAGCCGUAUCCGUCGAAUGUGGAACGACACAGUGAGAAAACAGUCUGAGUCCUCUUUUAUGACCGGGGACAUCAACAGCUCAGCAUCACUCAACAGAGGGGCUAUGGCUAACCAUCUUAUACCUAAUGCACUCCUACGUCCUCAUGGCACUAACAAUCCCUAUAAUACAUUGCUUGGGGAGUCUGCCGUUUAUAACAACCCCCUGGGCAUGUACAACACUCAAGAGCCCUACAGAGAGACAAAGGGAAUCCUGAACAAUGCCCGGGAUACAAGUGUCAUGGAUACUCUACCACUGAAUGGUAACCAUGGGAAUAGUUACAGCAUUGCCAGCGCUGAGUACAUGAGCGACUGCGUCCAGAUCAUCGAUCGGGGCUACAACCACAAGGAGACCACCCUGGAAAAGAAGAUCCUGAAAGAGCUCACCUCCAACUAUAUCCCCUCUUACCUAAACAAUUCUCACGAGCGCUCAAACGAGCAGAACCGGAACCUCAUGAACAAGCUGGUCAAUAAUGUAAGCAACGGGGGGAAAGACAGCGGCUAUGGCAUGAGUUUGGGAGUGGGGAUAGGCAUGAACGUUGCACUGAAUCUUGAUGAUCACUCGACCUUUGGUACCCACCACGAUGAAGGCCUGGGUCUGGAGUUGAUACGAGAGGAGUCCAAUGUCCCGUUGUUGCCACAAAGGCCACUGCCAACACUGCAGGCAGUCAACAAUCUUCACAAUCAGCUUCAACAGUCCAUGUCACCGCCCCUUCCCCUCUCCCAUCAUCCCUUCUCCUCUGCAUCCAACUCUUCAUCCUCUAGAAGGAGGAUCCCCCAGGAGAACAGUGAAAGCUUCUUCCCCUUACUAAAUAAUGAGCAUAUUGAAGAUGAAAGUUCAUUGCCCAACCACAGCCACCAGAGAGACUCCCUCUACAACAGCAUGCCAAUGUUGCCUGGCCUGCCUGACGUAUCCGCAGAAUCCACCGAUAGCUCAAAGGAGGGUGGGGAUGCCAAGAGUCCAGAGGCAAGCUUAGACGACGUUUACUACAAGAGCAUGCCCAACUUGGGCUCCCGUAACCACCUCCAUCAGCUACAUUCCUAUUACCAGCUCGGACGGGGUAGCAGCGAUGGUUUUAUUGCACCCACUAACAGAGAGGAUCUUUCUGCCGAAGAGGGUAACCCAGAGCCCUCUCACUUGGUCACCAGCCUAUAGGCCCAGACACCCCACCUUAAUAAACGUUAAUUUCUUUUUCUUUCCCAAAGUCCUCUUCUGUUUCCUCACUCCAUUGUCCAUCCGUCGUUGGCAGUGGUACCCAUUGUUUUUAAUGUUGUCCUAAAGACUGAGACAGCUUAACUCUCCCUGUUAGUGACCACAAACAGGUUAAGAAUUAUAAAAUGGAUGGAAGCGGAAGUGACUAUCUUUGGUUAGAUAUUCCCAAGGUUGAUGUUGUGUACCCAGCCACCUGAUUCUCUCUGAAGCCCACUCUGGUUUGGUGUGUUUGCCUUCAUCUAAUAAGAGACACCCACAAAACGUUAGGCCUCAUCGAUAUUAGUCAAGAGGAACUGGAUAGCCCCAAAAGUCUGAACUGAUAGACUUCAACAGAAUUAAUGGGGAAUUAAAAAAAAUUACUAUUUUAUUAUACUUCUGUAUCUAUAUGGACUUUUUGAAGUAUUUUCUUCCUCUUCAGUGAGUUGCAGCACAUUUUGUUUGCUGUAGUGUUCCUCCAAAAUAAGAAAAAAAAGAAAAAAAAAAACCACUUAUCCCCAAUUUACAUUGCACCCAGCUUAGUUGCACUGCGCUGCAAACUUCUCCAACUACCUAAUAUAGACUGUCUGUGUUUUGCUACAGUUUGAAGAUUUCCCAAUAAAAGCCUGUGAUAACUGCAGAAGUCAAAGCUAAACAACUUGUCCUAUGAAAUUUUCAAUAAUUAAGCCUGCUUCACGUUUUGGUUUUGCAUAUCCAGAUAAUUUCAGAACUAGAAUUCUGCAAUGGGUGAAUACACUGCAAGCAAAGAGGCAACACUUGUUGCUUAUUAUGGUGCUUUUACUGUUUGUUAUGUUUUGAUUACCUUAGUUGAUAUAUGCAGUUCAAUUAUUGAUUUAAUGUGUCAGAUUGCUAAUAUACUGAUAUACACACAUGUAUCGUUGUGAAUUGACCAGUACAACAAUAUUUUUAAGGAAAUCUAGCCUUCUUUUGUGUAUUAUUUCAUAAAACUUGUAAUCUGUGAUUGUUCUGUUUUCUCCUGGAGUGAUGGGAUUUCUAAAUAUUUACUGUGGUCUUACUGCAGCAUCAAUCAAAAAUAUUAUUGAAUCAAAAGUUACUGUCUUUUCCUCGCUUCCCUGAAACACUUUGCAGAGGCUAUUUAAAAUGUUCCCAUUGAUUAUUACGAUGGCGCUGGAGUUCGCAACAGAGUGGAGGGGAGCUGGAUGCAGUGUGAAUUGGGGGACAUUUGCCAGUAAGGAAUUAUAAGUUAAAUGCUUUCAAGCAUAGCUGUUCUUAUUUUGUUCAUUUUAUUUUAACAUUUAUUAAGAAAGAGGAGAAAAACUAAUGAGAGAAUUAUGACAUAUUUCUAUGUGACUGUACAGAUAACUAGCAUUGCACAUAAUAUGCAUUUUUUUCACCUUUAUUUGUUUAAAUUUUUUUUGUUGUUUUGUUCGGGGCCAACUUUUUCUCUGUAAAUUAAAAUGAUUAGGAACAGCUUUGUUCUGUUGUGCUGGCCUCUUUGAAGUUUUCACUGUACUGCUCCGGUUUUAUGUUGUAUCACUUUCCAAGAAAUCUAAAGAGAAGCAAAAAAAAAAAAAAAAAAAAAACGUGAAGAAAUUGAACUCUGGUUGUUCAGGCAUUGCUGUGAAAUGUGCUCGCUUUUGUUUCCUGGUCAGUUUUCAAUUCUUGUUUAAGGUUUUUUUUUUCCUCACUUUUUUUCUUUUUCUGUGUAGAUAGCAACACUUCAAAGAGACAGGAUUGCAGAAUCCCUAAGAAAGGUUUAUAGUGCGUUCUACAUUUGUGUCAACUCUCAGAAAACGCUUGAGCUUCUUGGACUUGAGGACUUGACAAACUGAGCCUUGUUGUGCACCAGGCACUUGUACAAAUAAAGAAAGUUUGUUGAUUUACUUAUUAAAGAAAGAACUUU